This is a messenger RNA of Mizuhopecten yessoensis (Yesso scallop), 7146 nucleotides long. Its product is annotated as nuclear factor of activated T-cells 5-like. The record is from RefSeq and is a predicted model, not a curated record. Gene Ontology annotation, cellular component: transcription regulator complex. Bases 194 to 4288 code for a protein of 1364 amino acids. Gene Ontology annotation, molecular function: DNA-binding transcription factor activity, RNA polymerase II-specific; RNA polymerase II cis-regulatory region sequence-specific DNA binding; transcription factor binding. The transcript is spliced from 15 exons. Lineage: Eukaryota; Metazoa; Mollusca; Bivalvia; Pectinida; Pectinidae. Gene Ontology annotation, biological process: regulation of transcription by RNA polymerase II; calcineurin-NFAT signaling cascade; cytokine production.
UGCUAAUUAUAGUCACACAGGUGGGGAUCUCCAAUUCCCAUUCCGAAUGUUCAAAACUUCCUGGUAGCUAGCAACACGAACCCUGCAUCGUUAUCUCCGAAAGUUAAAAAAAACUACACACAAAAGGAUUAUAUUACCAAAUUAUUUUCAACAUGCUUAUUGAUGAGGAGGCUUCAUUCAAGUGCAAGGCACAAUGAAGACAGUUGUGUCAGCCGCUAGUACCCUAGAGGACCCCGUACAGCGCCACAUGGCAACCAGCCCUCAUCAUCCACCAAAGACAGGAAGUGACGUCCCACCCGAGUUCCUUGCGCUGUCUGCGCCUCAGAAGCAACUGUGGCGGGAACUGGAUUUAGAAAGUCCCCUUGCCAUAACAGGUCAAGCCGUCAUGGAAUCGAGAAUUAGUGAUGAUUUUCUGAAGAUGUUAAACCAGUAUGAAUCCACAAACGGCACAGUGCAACUACCACCAUCGAGCCACACCAAUGGCGAACACUGUAACAGCAGUCUACCAGCAGAGGCCCAACACAACAGCAGUAACAACAUCACAACAGCUGCAGAUCAGGAUACAAUGAGAACCGGUGUACUAUCAAACGGAAUUAUUCCCAUGGACCUUCAGACAGUGAAGCUAGACCUUUUCCAGCAACUCUCCAACAACAAUCCACAGCAUGUUACGGAGAUUGAAUCAGUGUUUCAACCGUCAUCUCCAGUCAUCCCCCUACAGACUUCUAAUGACCACCCGGCCGCAUUGUCCCCAGUAAGGACACUGGCCAAUUCGAGUAGUGUUCAUUCCAAUUCCCCCAGCCCUCCAUCUUUCUCACAUUCAUCGCCCUCCAAGAUGGAGGUUACCUUGACCACACCCGUGCAUCAUAAUAUACCCGUAAGUAUGGCGAUGGAAAUAUCGCACCAACAACAGAUUGUUUCUUCGAACAAUAUGCCAGUGUCGGUGGAAACGUACAGUAGUCCUAGUAAUGAGAAAGCUUUCAACAUUCAUAGUCCGUCAGACAGUUACAGUAGUCCGAACGCCGUGCAAACGUCGUUUAAUGUGUCGCCUGCAGCGGAAAAUUAUUGUAACGAGAGUGUGGAAUGUAGCAAUGACCUAUUGUCAUUAUCAGAUGGGCCCCAACAGAGUAAACCGUUUGCAUAUCCACAUUCAGAGCUACCAACGUUUGGGACUUUGAGUAGUGACGAAAUUAAGAAACAAUCGGAGCCGCGUUCCACGGGAUCAGUGUUACAUCAGUUGCUGACGCAAACCAAUCAGCCGGAUUAUUUUGAUUUGACUAACACCAGCAGCCCAGAUACAAUAUCGAGUCCAGAUUAUCCAAACGUAGACUCGCCAUCAUCAUUAUCGUCGCCAAACCCAGAUCCAAACACACAGGCGACUCUGAUUAACCAGACUAACCGGGUGCGGAUAGAUUCCGAUCACGAGUUGCCAGUGCAUCCUUUCAAGGAUAUCUGGAAUCUUGGGGACGAGCCUAUAUGUUCUAAAGGGAUAAGAAUGGGUCCUGAUUCGGACGUUUCAGCCUCGACUAUAGACCAAAGUGAUGCUACCAAAGUAUUUGAUGCAGAUGCUGCGAAUCCAAAGUUUGUGUUUCAAAAGUUCGGAAAGCAAGAGGACAAUACGGAUUUAUUCAAUGUUUCUAGUAUUAAGGCGGAUAGUCCAACGAUACCACAUUCACCGGAGGAUACGGACAUGCCUCCACCGAAGGCAGUCGUGGUGACCCGUUCACAGACACACAGCAAGCGGGUGAAGGAGCCGAGUCUAAACCAGAAUUACCCUGCCAAAUCGGGUGGUUACGAAGUGCAGAUUAUCCAACAGCCCGAGGAGCAGCACCGAGCCCGCUACCUUACCGAGGGCAGCAGGGGCGCUGUCAAGAACCGCUCCCAAGAUAGUCAUCCCAUGGUCAAGCUGUUUGGAAACACCGACUCGGCAGUGUUACAAGUAUUCAUUGGGAAUGACGCUGGGAAAACAAGACCGCACGGCUUUUACCAGGCAUGUCGUGUAUGUGGGAAGAACUCGACUCCGGCGAGAGAAAAGGAUAUAGACGGCACCACUGUGAUAGAGAUGGAUCUUACGCCAGCCAAUGAUAUGACUGUCAUGAUCGACAAUGUUGGAAUCCUAAAAUUGAGAAAUGCAGAUGUUGAACAAAGAAUUGGAUUGACGAAAGCCAAGAAAAAGAGCACCAAAGCCCGCAUGAUAUUCCGUGUGGUGUUUAAGAAGGCUGACGGAAACACCCAGACCCUGCAGAUAUCCUCCAGUACGAUAUUGUGCACUCAACCCGUCGGACAGCCAGAGAUCUGUAAGAUGAGCCAUAGCGAAUGGUCAGUUGAGGGCAAAGAGGAACUCUUCCUUAUCGGCAAAAACUUCAUCAAGGGUACGAGGGUGAUGUUCCGCGAGAUGCAGGAUGACAUGCAGGUGCUGUGGGAGAAGGAAGGAGAGAUUGAUAAAGAUUACUUCCAGCCUACCCAUUUGAUCUGUACAAUACCAGCGUAUAAGGACACCAGCGUGACCAAGCUGGUUCCGGUCCAGAUCGUGGUGCAGAGUGCCGGCAAACAAAGCGACCCCCAGAAGUUUGUGUAUACACCUGAAGUGUCCAGGUCGCCGGUCGAAACGCCGAUGCAUACGGAGGAAUGUGAGACAACACCUCACAAGCGCAAGCUCUCCUUCUCUGUGUCACCAGAGGCCAUUGAGCUGCAACAGCAGAUUCAGCAGACUUCUUCAGGAAUGUUCCAGCUACCCCCCGGGACCCUGCCCCCAUUGGCCAGCGAUGUGAUCAUGCAGGUGGACCCUGAGAGUAAUGACACCAACACAAGCCCUGUGGACAAGCCGAAUGAAUUAUUUGGGAAUGUGGGGAUCACCAUGUCCUCAUCAUCAUCGGGUCCAAUGGACCAGCAACAGACUGCCACAACCAUCCAGUCACUGCUGGCAAGUGACCCAGAUCAAGCCUCAAACUCUGCCAGUAAUGAACUUGUCAAAAUGGCUUUGGAGGAAAUGAAAAGUCUGCAGCAGCAGACAGCAUCACAACAACCACCACUACCACCACCACCCGUACAACAAGAACAGCAGCAGCAGCAGCAGCAACAUCAACAACAGUUACAACAGCAACAAUUACAACAGCAACAAUUACAACAACAGCAGCAAUUACAACAGCAACAACAACAACAGUUACAGCAACAGCAACAAUUGCAACAACAACAGCAACAAUUGCAACAACAACAGCAUCAACAACAGCAAACUCCUGACCAAAAGCCAGUCAUGCAACAGAUAUCUGCACUGCUGCAGGAUAGCAACAUGCUGAACUUUACUUCAGCGGGUUUGGAAUUGAACAACUUACCAUUCUUCAAUCCCAUCCAGCCUACCAGUCCUAUAUCUCCACAACAAGCUGCGCCAGACAUGCAGCAGCAACAACAGCAGAUGACAAUCGCACCACAGAUGUCUAUCGCGUCGCAGGUGCUGACAUCUACUUCUGUGCAGGGCGUGGAGCCGACGGUUCAGACUGUGAUGCAAAUGCACCAGCCAGUUCAGACGACUUGGGGACAGCAGCAGCAGCACUGUUUCGGUGACAGUCAGCAGUCAAUGUCUGUCCAGUCAGGCAUCAGUCUCGGUGGUAACGCGCCUACCAUGCAGUCCUCCCCGACGAUGUCCUUCAUGGGGACGUACACCAUGCCGACCCAGUCACAGAUGUCGACCCCUAGAUUCUCCUUCAUUGGCACGUCUGUCACCAACAGUUUGCCACAGGUAGCUGUCCCCAAUCCCGAGCAAGUGCUGGAUAUCAAGCCGCCGCUGCAAUCACUGGCAGCUAACUUCCAAAACAACCAACAUCAGUCUACACCUGUAGCCUCUGUGUCAUCCAUUGCUGGGCAACCGUCGUUACAACAAACAUGGAACCAGCCUCAGCAGCAACAACAACAACAACAACAGCAGUGCUUAAAUGAUACACAACCAGCCACUAGCAUUGCACCAAGUACAUCACAGGCAGGCCAGGGGUCAUCCCCACAGAUCAUCAUCUGUGGCUCCAACUCGACCAAUGGUUUCUCUACUAGCCUGAGUGGUCUUGUAGGAGGACAGCCCACUCAGCUUCCCCUACAGCAGUUGCCCCCAGCACAGCAACAGGCACAACCACAGCAGCAGCAGCAGCAGCAAGCUCAGACACCGUUAGGGCCAAUUGUGAUCCUACCUGGGGGCGUAGGGGGUUGUGGAAACAACCAGCAGGUGGAGAACAUCCUACGAUCCAUCAUCAGCAGUCUGUCUCAGCAGCAGCAGCAGCAACAGCCCCAGCCUCCCCAGUCUUGAUCAGGACAGUGAUGGGCAGGACAGAGCAUGCUUCAGUCGGGGUCAUUCAAGGUUGACCUCUGGUCAAAGGUCGGGGUUCAAUGUAAAGGGCAGCAUACUGGUGCUGUCUGAGGGGAAAUGAGUGGUUUGUCUCACUUUUUCCAUAUACUGUGUAUGGAAUAACGGGAGUCGGAAAAGACUGUAAAUCCACUUUUCCUACCCGAACCUCACCGGAACUCUCGGGGAAACGACUUUCAUCUUCCCCUGCAUAUCAUGAUGUCGAACACAAAGUCGCUGAUUUGUGUGUACCAAUUACAGUGUGCUGCAAAUAUUUUUGUUGUAACUAUAGAGUUUGAGACUAACUAUAGUUUGAAAGUGAUAUUUUACUACUAAAGACAACCUAGUUUGAUACACUGACGCUGUAAAUCGUGUGUGAGGAUCUAUUAGCUUAUUUGUGCAAUGUUUACAAGCUUUAACCAUAUAAAAAGCUAUUUUUUUGCUACUUAUUUUCAAAUUAGUAAGUUUUCAUUUUGCAUUAUUGUGAAAGAAAGGUGCACAAUUUUAUUUUUUUGUCUAAGAGUGUAAAUCAUGAAUGCAGUUUUGUAACGGAGGCAAUGUGGCACAAGUAGUUUUGAAACAUUUUUGUCUCGAUUGUGAGUUGUAGAAUUAACACCAUUUAACUUUUAAAAAAGCCUAUCUGGCAUUUGAAUAGGAUCACACAUAGUGUGGAAGAACACACUGAAUGGCUUAUGGAUAAUUGUAGCUACCAUCUUAUGCAAUUCCUUGUUAAAGAUCAAGAAAAGAACAGGGACCAAAGAUUCCGCUUCGCCCCGCAUUACUACAAUACUAACAGCUAUAAGUAAGGUAAGAUCUCGAAAAAUGGGGCAGAAAUUUUCUUCAAAAAAAAUGCAUCUCCGCGGUAAAUCCGCUUGUAUGGAUCUCGAUAAGGAAGGAAAAAUUGUCUGUGAAAUAUCGGCACGAGAACAGGGGCCAGAAAAAACAACUGAUAGACGAAAAGUUUGUCUUCAAAUAUGAUAAUGUGUUUGAAUUGAGGCUCACAUCUCAAAAAACAAGUCAUGUUAUGAAAAGCAUUUUUGAAAUUUGAUCAAAAGUAUCGACAAUUUCAUAAUUUAAGAAUUAAAAUGAAUGUACACCCUCAUUGAAUGAACUUAUAGGUAUACUUAAAACAAGGAAAGUAGAAUAGAAUUAGAGGGGAGAAAAUGCUUUUUAAAACAUGCAUCAUUGAGUACCAUUAAUUGAGUGGGUGUCGACCAACCAUCAUGUAGAAAGACACUCCAUUUUUUUUUGUCCGCGUACCAAUUAAGAAGGGGUUGCCCAGCUUUGGAUAAAAAUACAAAUAUAUCUUGAACAAUACUUAUGUUUUUAAUAUUAUCUAUGUGUACUUUUCGAGCAUAACCAGUAUUUUGCGAGUCAAUGUGUUUAUUUUGAUGAUGAUUGUUACUAUUUGAACUCUAUAUUUGACGCUGUACAUGAUACAAUAUACACGUUCUAUAAGCUGCAGAGCUAGAAUCUGUAGCAUGUGAUAUAUGUAAGACCUAGUCUUGAAAAGUUUACUGUAGUCUACACUUCUACAAUAGUAGCUUUCUGUAAGCAUGGUUAUAUUCAGUCGGACUUGGUAAAAUAUAAUAUUAAUUAUAUCAAGACACAACAUUUUUUAAGUCUAAUGAAAAAUACUGGAAAUCUGGGCAAAAGCUGAAGUUCGGACUAUUCCAGUAAAAUAUCUGAUUCACAGGGAGAUUUCAUGUCUUUUCAAAUAGGACCAUGACAGAAAUUAUUUAUCAGAGUUCCCUGGAUUUUUGAACUGAUUUGCUUUAUUUAGUGACCACCCAUAGAAUAGCGUCACUGUUGACCCCCAAAUUUAGAAAUAAAUAUACACAAAAAGUAAUGUAGGUCUAAUAUUUCAUCUUCAAUAUUUAACUCAUUCACCCCGGAAGACGCUUUUGAACUCUUCCGAUUCAAAGAUUGGAAUAGUUCAUUAUGAAACUUCAGGGGUGAGUUGAGUUACAGAAAGUGUGUCAUUUGAUACUGGUUGAAGUAUGCUACUCCUGUAGCGACUUUUAACAACUUGAAAUCCAUAUAGAAAAUUGGAUUUUUUUGGUUCUUUUCUUCUGUCAUUUUAUGUAGAUUAAAAUAUUUCAAACCUCAACUCACCAUCCAUACAAUUUCUAUAUUUUACUGUCAAAGUGAAUAUAUAUUUUACUUGUGUAGUCCUUAUUUCUAGCCCUAACUCAUUCCCCCCUGAAAUUCCGUAAUUAACUAGUCCAACCUUUGAAUUGGAAGAGUUCAAAAGUGUUUUAAGGGGUUAGGAGUUAAAUUAAUGUUUGGGAUCACAUAUUAUUUACCUGUAUAUCUAUCACCUGCAUGAAGAUGUACAACUAUUACCUGUAUGUCAUCAGCGUUCAGGUAUUUAUGUCAUCAGCGUUCAGGUAUUUUAAAUAUUUACCUGUAAACAGGUAUAUAAAUAGUGCUUGUAUGUCACUUGCAUAUAUACAGGUAUACACACAUUAUUUACCUGUAUGUUGCCUUCAUACCACCUGCAUACAGAUGUAUGCCUCUUCCCUGUACAUUGCCUGUAGACAGGUAUACACUUGUUAUUUACCUGUAUCGCCUGCACACAGGUAGACACAUAUUUACCUGUAUAUCGCCUGAGAACAGGUAAUCUCAUAAAUCACCUGCAUACAGGUACGCAAAUCUUCAGUUUAGGAUAUGAUAUGACAUAAUUUAACUGUCAAAGUUGAUAAAUUCAUCGUAGCAUGUAGUGGUAUUUCAAAUACUGUCAAACAUGAUACAAAAACAUUUGACCUAUAUUUAUUUUGUCAAGUUAGGAUAUGGAAGGGACAAAAGAAUAUAAAAAAAAA